CACAACGUAAAACGAUCUGAACCUCCAUACAAGGUUGUCACGGCAAAUCAAAUCUGUAGAAGCGUUGGAUGUGGUGGGAAAGUUAAUAGUCCGGGUAACAAACUGAAAUCCUAAAAAAAUACAAGAAAACAAAAAUGGAAGAUCCAACGUCAUAAAUCACCUGAUCACCGCACUAUACUUGUCGCUCCCACAUCCUCUGUGAAGGGCUUCCUACCUCAACCUCGGUGCAAGUGUUUAUAUACAUCAUCAACCGCUCCUCACUUUUUUUCGGCUUCAAAUUUAUUUGUGUAAAGCAUUUGUUAUUUCCACAUAUUUCAAAAUCUUUACCUUUUCUUCAAUUCUUUUUUUUUAUAUCUCAAUUCAAUAUUUAAAUAAUUAACGCAUUUGGCCUCAUUGGGGUGAUUCCGGGAUGCAAACCGAUUUUGAUAUCGAAGGGCUAAGCCUCAUCGAUGUUUCGUCCGAAGACGAUUGCCUCCUCUCUCAAUCCUCAGUUCUAUCGGCAUUUGCUGUUUUUUCACUAUAACGGAUUCAGUUUGGCCUUCUGAAAGCAAUUUCUUGUUAACAUUAGAGAACGGGAUUAAAACCAAAACUGUUUGGUUUUCUUUGGAUCUCGACAAUGUAGAAAUCUCAUCAGGCUUUCUUGAAGAAGCUGGAGAGUUAGAGCAACCACCAGGUUCUUUGGAACAAGACGAGUUGAGAAAAAAUGGAAAAUAUAAUUUACGCAAAAGUUUAACAUGGGAUAAUGCUUUCUUUGCUAGUGCAGGUUUUCUCGAACCGGAGGAGUUGUCUAGCAUGUUGGGAGGCAGUGAGAAAGGUGAAAUAAGUAUAUUUCCCGGGAUCCAAGAGGAUGUAAACAGAUCUUUUGAUUCAUUAACGAUGUUGGAUACUGAAAUUUUGACUUUGGAAAAUUCUGAUGCUGAUUUGUUUGAGGAUAUAAGAGCUUCAAUCCAGAAAUUUAACAAAAUUUCCAACACAGCAAAUUCCAUUGCCAGAAAGGAAUUGGAAACAACAGAUUCUGAAAGUGUAUCAUCUUCAAAGAAGGUAGCAUUUAUCACUCAAGAUAAGAUGAAGCAGAAAGCAGCUCCAAAGAGGCCAAACAUUGGUGUGAAAGAUACUGGGAAAACAAUGAAGCAGCCUCUUUCUAAAAGUGGAGAAUCAACUUCUUCUCUUCAUAACCUGCCAAUGGGACUAAGCCAGUUUGCUCCCAUUUCCACAACGUCAACCAGAAGGCUCUCCUUGGAUGCUAAGAUUGUUAAAAUGGAAAAGAAUCCAAAAAGUGUGGCUGGUAGAGGCACCACUGUAUUAAAGACUCGUGGUUUGGGUGGUUCAAGACAUAUUGUGCCUCAGUCUACCCUAUCUACCAAAUCUUCUUCCUGCUUCCCAGCCUCUAGCAAAGCAGAGCUGAUAAACUAUUGUACCUUGCUUGAAAGUAGUGCCAGUGUUUAAUCUGAGGGAA
Gossypium raimondii (Peruvian cotton) is the source of this 1456-nucleotide messenger RNA. RefSeq lists its product as uncharacterized. Bases 793 to 1446 code for a protein of 217 amino acids. Lineage: Eukaryota; Viridiplantae; Streptophyta; Magnoliopsida; Malvales; Malvaceae. Gene Ontology annotation, molecular function: microtubule binding. The transcript is spliced from 8 exons. The record is from RefSeq and is a predicted model, not a curated record.